Messenger RNA from Megachile rotundata (alfalfa leafcutting bee), 1116 nucleotides. RefSeq lists its product as uncharacterized. Gene Ontology annotation, cellular component: plasma membrane. Lineage: Eukaryota; Metazoa; Arthropoda; Insecta; Hymenoptera; Megachilidae. The record is from RefSeq and is a predicted model, not a curated record. Gene Ontology annotation, biological process: detection of chemical stimulus involved in sensory perception of smell; sensory perception of smell. Gene Ontology annotation, molecular function: odorant binding; olfactory receptor activity.
AUGUUCAGAAAUAUAAGUCCAGAAAGAGCGAUCGAAUUCACGCGAUAUAGCGUGGCAUUGACGUGCUGCUGGCCCGCGCAGGCCAGGUCCCGGGUGACCCGUUUCAAAAUCUGCAGAUGCUUAGUGCUCCUUAACGCGUUUCUUCUGUUUCUGCCUUUGGUGUACUCUUUAUACACGAACCACAACGACUACGUUAAUUUUUCCAAAUCCAUAUGUCUUUUCAUAGCUGUCGUGCAGAUUCUGUGGAACUCGUCCAUCUGCAUCGUUCACCAGAAUAAUUUUCUGGAACUGAUCGCAGAAAUGAAAGAAUGUUGCAAGAAAGCGAAACCCUACGAGAGAUCCACUUAUCAAAGGUACGUCGACAAGUACUCGAUGUUCUACGGAGUGUCUACCAUCUGGUUCUACGUGACAGCGUUAAUCAUAUCCACCGGAACGUUGUUCAUACCACAGCCCUUUCCCACAAACGCGGAAUAUCCGUUCCCCGUGCAUUACCAACCCCUCAAGAGCAUCAUAUUCCUGCACCAAUCCUUUCUGCUGCUGCAAUGCUCCGCGCACGUGUGCAUCAACACGCUCUGCGCUCUGCUGAUGUUGUUCGCUGCCGCCCGUUUCGAGAUCUUAAAAAUCAAACUACGCAAAGUACGGACCUCCAGGGACCUGAUAGACUGCGUGAGAAUGUAUUACAUCGUGAGAAGGUACGCGAAGAGGGUGUCGACGGCCGUCCGGUUUAUAGCUUUGGUUACGGUAACCAUGUGCGGAGUGGUGCUCGUAUUUUGCGGGGUUAAUUUCAUCGAAAAACAGCCGUUCACGGUGCAAGUGCAGUUUCUGUCGCUGGCGGGGACUGGGCUGAUCGAGGUCUUCAUGUUCGCUUGGCCAGCUGAUCAUCUGCUACAUCUUAGUCAAAAUACUAUGCAAGUUAUAUACGAGUCACUGUGGUACCUAAGGUCUGCGAGCAUGCAGAGAGACAUAGCGAUCAUGAUGCUGCCCCAAGCGCCAGUAGCUAUUAAAAUAGUGUACAUCAUUCCGAUAAUGUCACUGAACUACUACUGCUCGUUUGUCUCGAACGUACUCUCCCUCUUCACCGUUCUACGAGCAACGAUAAAGACCGAGCACAAUUAA